This is a messenger RNA of Gasterosteus aculeatus aculeatus (three-spined stickleback), 1200 nucleotides long. It is a transcript of the gene enkur, whose product is annotated as enkurin, TRPC channel interacting protein. Gene Ontology annotation, molecular function: calmodulin binding. NCBI's taxonomy places the organism in Eukaryota, Metazoa, Chordata, Actinopteri, Perciformes, Gasterosteidae. Gene Ontology annotation, cellular component: acrosomal vesicle; axonemal microtubule. The record is from RefSeq and is a predicted model, not a curated record.
ACAAACCCACGAUUAACCGGUGCUAGCUAACGGUAGUUCGGUCGAGUUAACUAAUCUCGCUAGUUUACCUCAGUUUAUGUGUAUUUUUAGUGUUUAAAGUGGCUCAAGAUGUCGGACCUUGUGUAUCCACCUGAGGUCGUCUACAACGUGAUUCCGAAGGAAAAGGUUCAUUCUCAAAAACCGCAAAGGUAUAUGUCCAAGUAUAGACCAACAGUUCUUCUUGAGGAAAAGGCAGCAAAGGAUGCAAUGAGGACGAUGGGACCGGCAAAGGUAGAAGUCCCCUCCGCAGAUAAAUACCUCAAGAAGCAUUCAAAAGAGCCCAAAUUACACGAAAAGACACAAGGUUCGAAAGAGGUUCGUCACACCCCCGCUCUGAAGAAACCCCCCGUUCCGGCGAGGACAGACAAGCCGCCGAUGGGCAUUCACACCAAGAGAGACUUCAUAAGGACCGCUGCAGCGGCGCCAAUGAAGCCCCGGCCGGCCUGUGUGGACAGCCGGGGGGGACACAAGCAGCUCCUUGAGAAUUCUGGACUGGUCCCCAAAUACAUCAAGAAGAAGCAUUACGGAGAAGUGCCCCAGUACCUGCGGCGGCUCCACGAAGAGGAGAUGAGAGCUCAGGAGAAGCGCGACGACUUUGUGAAAGAACAGCGGGAGAAGAGAGCUAUGAAGCACCUGAGUGAGGAGGAGCGAGCAGCCACGCUCAAGGGUCUGAAGAAGUCUUGGGAUGAGCUGCACCACGAGUACCAGGGCCUCUCAUUCGUCGCAGACACCCAGUCCAAGAAGUCCCACAGGCUUCGGCUGGAAGCGGCGAUGAAGCAGCUGGAGGACGACAUCGAGCUCUUUGAGAGGUUCAAGACCAUCUACAUACCUCAGAAAUAAAGUGCUGGUUUCAAUCAGAUGUGCCGCGUGUCUUGAGAUCGGCAAUCAAAUGUCACAUGAGUGUGAGAAAAGGAGAAUUAUACUUGUGUGUUCUCUCUGUCACAUGAACAAUGAAGCAAAGAUAAAACUGUGAACCGCAAAUUUAGGAAUUAUUCCCAUAAUUUAAAAUUAUAUAAUUUAGAACAGCAUUAAUAGUCUGAGAUGUUUUACAGUCUUUAGAUUGACCACUAUUGUAUUAUUGAACUCUUUUAAAGGAAAAAAGUGUGAUUCCAUUUAUCUUCUAAGAUCAUUCAUAUUAAAUGUCAGAUGAAUGAAAACAAA